AUGGCUACCAUUCCAAUCACCAUGAAGUCGGCAGUAGACUCUACAGACACUUUCACAGAGCUUCUUUGGCAGGAUGCUUUGCGUCACCUUGAGUCCAUGAAUAACGAGGUCCUCCUCCCCAUCAAUGUGACCGACAUGAUUGGCCAGGACAAUGUCGACAAGAUCAAAACUCGUCUUAGUGCACUCAUUGGCGCUCCUGUUGUUGCUUUUGUUGACAAGUCCAUUGAAGCUCUCCGUGUUAUGCGCACCCCCGCAUUUUCUGGAAGAGCUAUCUCGGUUGCAUCCCACGGUGCAGCUCUCAAUGCGGACAAGGUUGCUGCGACUGAGUCCUUCAAACCUCGUGGAAAACCCGCAGGUCCUAUGAAGGCGCCAAAGGUCCCGCGUCCUCCGAAUGCAUUCAUUCUGUAUCGUCAGCGCCACCACCCUAAGAUCAAGGAAGAAUAUCCUGACUUUUCGAACAACGACAUUUCCAUCAUGCUUGGAAAGCAGUGGAAAGACGAACCCGAAGAGGUCAAGGCCCAAUUCCGAAACCUAGCAGAAGAGCUCAAGAAGAAGCACGCUGAAGACCAUCCAAACUACUAUUAUACCCCCCGCAAGCCUUCUGAGAGAAAGCGUCGUGCUUCAUCCCGUCAGUUCUCCAAGAACACCAAGUCUGCUGCAGUGCUCGAUAUUCCGGCUUCGAUGAAUGUUGCGUCUGAUGUCUCCACUCCUGCCAUGCACCAGGGCAUGCCGGUGGGCGAGAUUGACUUCAAUGCUGCCUUUGAAGGCGUUCCAGAUAUGGAUGUCAUCAUGAGUCCUACCGGCAUACCGGAGGAUCAGCAGUUUCACUUUGAACCAAAUGGCUUCGAUCUCAUUCAUCAGAUGGAGAACGAUUACAAUAAGGCUGCCCUCUACCAGCAACCCAGCCUGGCCGAGGGUCCUGUUGGAGAGAACUAUGAAUUCUCUGACUUCAUCACUGAUUGCUUCUAA
This is a messenger RNA of Aspergillus fischeri NRRL 181, 969 nucleotides long. Its product is annotated as HMG-box domain-containing protein. The coding region runs from base 1 to 969 and encodes 322 amino acids. Gene Ontology annotation, biological process: negative regulation of transcription by RNA polymerase II; anatomical structure morphogenesis; cell differentiation. The record is from RefSeq and is a predicted model, not a curated record. NCBI's taxonomy places the organism in Eukaryota, Fungi, Ascomycota, Eurotiomycetes, Eurotiales, Aspergillaceae. The transcript has 3 exons. Gene Ontology annotation, molecular function: DNA-binding transcription factor activity, RNA polymerase II-specific; RNA polymerase II cis-regulatory region sequence-specific DNA binding.